Molecule: messenger RNA, 1747 nt
Organism: Nymphaea colorata (pocket water lily)
Lineage: Eukaryota; Viridiplantae; Streptophyta; Magnoliopsida; Nymphaeales; Nymphaeaceae
Product: ornithine decarboxylase-like
Exons: 1
Coding region: 198-1496 (432 amino acids)
Cellular component (GO): cytoplasm
Molecular function (GO): ornithine decarboxylase activity
Source: RefSeq, a predicted model, not a curated record
CCAAUAAAAAAUGGUUCUUUCUUUUGUUCCCCUAACUUUUUUUCUUUCGGGGUUUUUUCCUUGUUCCAUCCCUUCAGUUGUGGUAUAAAUUGAGAAGGUUGUGUAGUGUUUGAGAUGUCCAAGCUUGUUUGUUGGCAUCUCCACGUUCGAACCCAUCCCUCCCCGUUAGCCCUCCCUCUGCUGCUCUCUAGGUCUCCAUGGCCCCCGUGAUGGAGCAACCGGCAGUGAGGGCUAAUGGGGUGGGCAGCAAAGGCUUGCAGGCGAUCCUGAGCUCACCAGGAGUCAGGGGCAGGAAGGUCACCAGCCUUGGCGCCACCAACAAGGCUACCAACCAGCCGCUGCUGGACCUCAUCCAGUCCAUUGCCAUGAAGCAGGAGCAGAAGGACCCCUUCUACGUGCUGGACAUGGGCGUCGUCCUCGGCCUGUGGGAGAAAUGGAACGAGUCGCUCCCCAUGGUCAAGCCCUUCUACGCCGUCAAGUGCAACCCGGAGCCGGCGCUGCUCAGCGGCCUCGCCGCCCUCGGAGCCAACUUCGACUGCGCCAGUCGGGCCGAGAUCGAAGCCGUUCUCGCCCUCGGCGUCUCCGCAGACCGCAUCGUCUACGCCAACCCCUGCAAGUCCGAGUCCCACAUCCGGUACGCGGCCGGCGUGGGCGUCAACCUUACCACCUAUGAUUCCAAGGAAGAGGUGGAAAAGCUGAGGAAGUUGCACCCGAGGUGCGGCCUCCUCCUGCGGAUUAAGGGCCCCGACGACGGCGAGGCGCGGUGCCCGCUCGGCCCAAAGUACGGCGCCCUCCCGGAGGAGGUGGUGCCACUCCUCCAGGCCGCACACGCCGCCUGCCUGCCGGUCGUCGGGGUCUCAUUCCACGUGGGGAGCGGCGCAACGCAGUCCCGGGCGUACUCCGCGGCGAUUGCCUUCGCCCGGUCGGUCUUCGACACGGCUGAACGGCUCGGCCUCCCGCGCAUGCGGGUGCUGAACAUCGGUGGUGGCUUCACGUUCGGCCCGCAGUUCGCCGAGGCCUCGGCGACAAUCCGGGCGGCCCUUAAGACGCACUUUCCGGCGGAGUCCGGUGUGACGUUCAUAUCCGAGCCAGGCCGGUUCUUCGCCGAGACGGCGUUCACGCUGGCGACGAACAUCAUCGGGAAGAGGGUGAGGGGCGAACUGAGGGAGUACUGGAUCAACGACGGGAUCUAUGGGUCGAUGAACUGCCUGCUCUACGACCACGCGACGAUCACGGCGCAGCCGCUGGCCUGUUGGUCGAACCGGGUGAAUCCGACGUGCGCCGGGAUGGGGCAGUAUACGUCGACUGUGUUUGGGCCGACAUGCGACGCGCUGGACACGGUGCUGUCCGGAGUCCGGCUGCCGGAGCUGUACGUGAACGACUGGGUGGUGUUCCCCAACAUGGGGGCCUACACGGCAGCAGCAGGGUCCAGCUUCAAUGGGUUCAACACGGCGGCCAUCCCCACCCACGUCGCCUACUCUCUCCCGCCGCCAUGAUCUCCGGCCGAAGUUUGAACCUUAACUAAGGUAGGGGCCGCUAGGCGACCACACAGCACAAUAAGGUAGUUGUUUGGUGGGUGGCUUUUGUUAGGAUUUUCUUCCUUCUUUCUUUUCAGUUACCAUGUGAAAGGCCGCCUUUGAUAGUCCAAAAUGCAAAAAAAAAAAGGAGCAUUUUACGGUACCUGUAAUAUUUGUUUAUUUAUGUAAAAAUUUCACUUCGUUCAUUAGAAUCGUCAUAUUAAGGGCUC